GUUCAGUUUUGAAGUUUAACUGAUUCACUUAGCGCGCGAAAAUUAAAAACUGUCACGUGGGCAAUUGGGAAACGUCAAGUCUCAACAUGAAUAUGCACCUUAAGGAAAUCAUCUGGUUAUUCAUCAAGGAAGUCUGUGAUCUGUGUCUUUAGAGUUUCUGUAAUUUUUUGUGUAAUAAAUUUUAUAUUUGAAAAAAAUAUUAUUAAAAGAUGGAAAGAGCUUACACGUUUACUAAAAAACAUAAAGUUUUGUAUGAGUGGAAAAUAAAUGAAAUGAAGUCUCGUAUAAAAAAUACAGGAACGGAGGAUAGUCUUAUUUUGGUCUCACCAAAAUUUUCAACGGGAGCCAAAAUUAAAGAUACUUGGUCAAUUGAAUUAUAUUUUAACAAUGCUAAUAAAAGGAGUAAUUUACAAGACGAAUUAUCAAUAUAUCUAACAAAUUUACAUACCUGCAAUGUGACAGCCACAGUUACAUUUUUUAUUUUGAAUAACAAUCAAGAAAGAGUUUCAAUCAAAGACUACUACCACAAUUUUCAGCCAAAUAAAUCCUGGGGUUGUGGAGAAUAUAUAGAAAAAAGAAAAAUAUUGAGAGAAGAACAUGAACUGAUACCUAAUAAUACUUUAACGGUAUGUGCUGAAGUUAUUGUUUGCGACGACGAUAUUACUUUGACAAUUGAAAACCAGUUUAACAUUUCAAACAAUCAAAUGAUAGCUGAUUAUAGAGAGCUCUAUAACAGCAAAGUCAACAGCGAUGUUACUGUGAUCAUCGCGGAUAAAGAAUUCCAGGCUCAUAAAAUAAUUUUAAGUGCACGCAGUCCUGUUCUCGCUGCAAUGUUUGCUCACGAUAUGGUCGAAAAAAAAUCUAAUCAAGUCUCUAUACCGGACAUCACGCCUGAGACAUUCGAAAACCUUCUGCAUUACAUCUAUACUGAUGAAGUCACAGACCUAGAUGCUGUUGCUGGUGAUUUAUUAGAGGCAGCGGAUAAGUACCAACUGCCAUCACUCAAAGAAAAGUGCGAGGAGUCACUCAGCAGAUCUCUGAAUUGUGAAAAUGCGGGGGAAAUAAUGGUUCUGGCAGAUCGUCACAAUGCUAAAAAAUUGCUGGACUACGUCAUCAAGUUUAUAGCCAUCAAUGCGUCAGAUGUUACAAAAAGUGACGGAUUUAAAAAAAUAGAAGAAUUAAAUUCUUCUUUGGGAUUCGAAUUGUUCAAAAAACUCGCGGAUCUAAAUAGUCAAGACAACCAAACUAAAAUUACUCAUUCAUGUUGAUGCCAUGCAAGCGGAAAAUAAUUCAGUAAUAAUUUGAAACUUUAAUAAUUUUUAAUAAAUAUUUUUAUAUAUAUUAAUUUUCUAAAAAGUUACUCUACAUUCAAAUUAAGUAUUUUUUUGAUAAUUCAGGUUAUAAAUCGUUUACCUAAUAUUGAUUAAUUAGCCAAUAAAAAGUAUUACGAA
Messenger RNA from Microplitis mediator, 1451 nucleotides. Its product is annotated as speckle-type POZ protein-like. Gene Ontology annotation, molecular function: ubiquitin protein ligase binding. The transcript is spliced from 3 exons. Gene Ontology annotation, biological process: regulation of proteolysis; proteasome-mediated ubiquitin-dependent protein catabolic process. Gene Ontology annotation, cellular component: cytoplasm. The record is from RefSeq and is a predicted model, not a curated record. NCBI's taxonomy places the organism in Eukaryota, Metazoa, Arthropoda, Insecta, Hymenoptera, Braconidae. The coding region runs from base 210 to 1268 and encodes 352 amino acids.